This is a messenger RNA of Pseudoliparis swirei, 1826 nucleotides long. It is a transcript of the gene lratd1, whose product is annotated as LRAT domain containing 1. The transcript is spliced from 2 exons. The record is from RefSeq and is a predicted model, not a curated record. Bases 206 to 994 code for a protein of 262 amino acids. Lineage: Eukaryota; Metazoa; Chordata; Actinopteri; Perciformes; Liparidae.
ACUGCCGGAGCGCGCGGUGCGCGGUGCGAGGUGCGAAGAGUGAGAGAAAAGUGUGUCUGAAGAAAGAGGGAAGAAGAAGAGCGAGAAGGAAGGAGAGCAGGGGACCGAACAGCCCUCUGUAUUAAUGGACCAUAAGGAUAUUUAACCAUUUGCCCGGGGAGCGCACAGACACAGCAGUCCAUGCCUCUGCCUUGCCAGGUCAUUGAUGGGAAAUCAACUGGAUCGGAUCACCCACCUCAACUACAGCGAGCUGCCCACGGGGGAUCCGUCCGGGCUGGAGAAGGACGAGCUUCGGGUUGGCGUCGCCUACUUCUUCUCUGACGAAGAGGAGGAGGUGGACGACCGCACUCCGUCCGACUGCGGCUUCACCAAGGAACACAGUCCGGCCGAGGAGGGACCCUUCUCGGUCAGCGAGGUGGAGUACUCAGCCUUCUGCUCCCAGGAAUGCAUCUUCUCCAAGCUGCGAGAGAACGAGGACUUGAAUGUGUACUCGGCCAAAACUUUGCUGACUAUGUGCAAACCGGGGGACCUGCUGGAGCUGGUGGCCACCGCGCAAGCCCCCCACUGGGCCAUCUACGAGCAGGACGACCGGGUCAUCCAUCUGCACAAGGGCGAGAUCCGCAAGGACAGACUGCUUGAGAUCAGCAACGGGCGCCACGGGAGGAUAGUCAACAAUCGGUACCGGUACCGACCGCUUCCUCCUGACCUCGUGAUGCAGAACGCGGUGGGACACCUGGGCCUGAGCAGCGAGGAGAUAUGCUGGACCAACACGGAAAGUUUCGCCGCUUGGUGCCGCUUUGGGAAACGGGAGUUCAAGGCCGGGGGAGAGGUGCACUGCGCGGAGCAGCAGUAUUUCCUCAAAGUGCAUCUGUCCGGCAGCGGCGUGCACACGCUGGUCUUCCGCAGCUUGGAAGACAUGAUCCGGGAGAGGAGGCGCGUGGACGCCAGUGGAAUUCUCAAAGAGCUGUCUUUGGUUAACGGGGGCAAGGAGUGAUCAGGGAUUACAUUUGAUCACCCCCCCCCUCUCUCCAACUCCCCAUCCUCCCCCUCCCCGCUGCGCACGGACGCACAGUUUUUGCGCACAAGCAAACGUCCUGGCACACACACGCACACACACGCACACACACGCAGGCACAUGUAAAAGGACCUGUCUGUGGGGCCACGGUGGCGUCUGGACCGAAGGUGCUCAGUGGAAUUUCCAUCCAAUUGCACAGUGUUGAAAACACUGAGAGACAGCGGCCAUGUAAACAGACAACGCCCCUUCAGAUAAGAAUUCGUGCGUGAGUGGGGACACACGAUUUCUGAGAAACUCAUUUCCCCGAAUCCCCUUUACAGACCCGACACGGCGCACACGGCUCGGUUUGGUUUUCUGUUUAAUUUCUCGGGAUAAUGGAAUUGGCCCCCCUCUCGGCGUGGGGCGCGUGCUGCGGCAGACCAGACGGUGAGAGAUGGAGGGGUGGGAGAGGGAGAUGAAAGAUAGGAUAUGGGAUGGCUCUCUAAAAGUCUCCCUUCUAUUUUUUUACUGUUAGCUUUAAGACCGCGACUGGCCAUAACACAGAUCCACUCAAUCAGAGACCUCUGACUGCGCCAGAUGGCUGCGCAGUUGCCUAAACAAAGCAGUUGGGCUUGUUCAAGCUCCCCUUUUGCCAUAACAAGAGUAUUGUCGUUCUCACAAUGCUGCCAUCCUGCUCCACAGCACUGGAUGUAAGUGUAAAUUGUAUUCAUAUAUUGAUUUCAAUUUGAGUCCCUUAUUUUUGUAUUUAAGUUGAGUGGAAAAUGAUCUCUUUUGUUGUUUCAAAUAAAUGGAGAUUGAAAUCUGAAAAUGA